Molecule: messenger RNA, 204 nt
Organism: Geodia barretti
Lineage: Eukaryota; Metazoa; Porifera; Demospongiae; Tetractinellida; Geodiidae
Source: the annotation of a GenBank genome assembly
UCUCCUGAACCCUGGCCGACUUCAGAGACAGUGAGGGCUGUACUAGAGAGAGAGGCAAUCCUCAGAGCCAAACAGGCACUGCAGCACAGCAGCACAGGGAGCUCCAGACAAGACACGACUGGAAUAUCGAGCAGGAAACAAGGCAGUAGUCCUCGCAGCCAACCAAAGAAAAAGGGCUCAAGUGCCAGCCAUCUGAGGGUCUAA